Messenger RNA from Acanthoscelides obtectus, 938 nucleotides. The record is from the annotation of a GenBank genome assembly. Lineage: Eukaryota; Metazoa; Arthropoda; Insecta; Coleoptera; Chrysomelidae.
UGUAAGCAUCGUGUGGGACUAGCAUUAGACACUUUCCUGCUUGACAUCGUAAAUUUGUUCUCUGUUUUGUGCUUGAUAUGAUGUUGAUGACAUGAGUAUUGAGUAUUCAGUAUUGACCUGACGUUCACGUUUGACUUGUUUGAGCCAUUAGCAAUUUAGGUUAGAUUUGAAAAUGGCAACGAUAAAAACAUUUUUCAGCAAAAGUGGCUUAUUCAAACAAAGAAUAUGUGUGAUAAAAAGUUGCAUCCAACAAAAUGGCAUGUCGAGUUAUCCAAGUUUCUAUAUAAAUCCUAUUUACAAAAAAGAGGAACAAGAGCAAUUGAAGAAAGAAGGCGAACUGAGCAAACUGACUCACGUGCCCACCAGAGCAGCAUUAAAUGAUCAGACAUGUUCAUUUACACAAGAUCCAGAUCUUAAUUUAUUCACAAAUUACUGCAUGAGUGAUGGAAAGAAAGUACUUGCAAGAUCACAAGUGGAACAAACCUUGGAGAGUAUCAAGAGGUUACAACUCGAAAAAUAUCACAAGUGUAAAACAGAUGAAGAUAGGGCUAAAAUUGAACUGAACCCUAAAGUUGUAUUCCAUAAAGCUGUUGAAAAUUGUAAACCUAUUCUGCAACUAACUCCUAUCAAGAGAGGAGGAGUAAAGUACCAGGUACCAGUACCAAUUACAGCAAAACGGGCACAAUUUAUGUCUAUGAAAUGGUUGAUCAGUGCUGGAAAAGAGAAAGAAAAACCUGUUCGUUUUCAUCUGCAACUUGCCAGAGAAUUAAUAGAUGCAUCUAAUAACUCAGGAAGGGUUGUUAAGAAAAAGCAGGACUUACAUAAGCAAUGCGAGGCGAAUAGGGCUUAUGCACAUUAUAGAUGGAGUUAAACUUCUAUUUUUAUAUUACAGUUAUUUACAAAAUGUUUUAUCCUUCAAUAAAAUUGUUUAAAACACU